This is a messenger RNA of Strongylus vulgaris, 959 nucleotides long. The record is from the annotation of a GenBank genome assembly. Lineage: Eukaryota; Metazoa; Nematoda; Chromadorea; Rhabditida; Strongylidae.
AUGACCUUCAUUUUCUUGUUCAAUCACCAUGAAAUUGAAGUCGAGACAAUUUCCGGACAGUUGGUAGUUACACGAGUGAACGCCUCUGCCAAUCAUGACAUCCAUCCUGGCGAUACGAUCACUCACGUCAACGGUAAAGCUGCACUGCAUCAAUCAGCAAUAUCUGGUCUAGCAGGACGUAUAACCCUAACGCUUGUCCCAGCAGCUAUUCAUGGAGCUCCAUCCGUAUUUUAUCGGGUAAACAGCGACUAUAACUCGGAUACGGAUGAUACGAGAAUUUGCCGAUGGUUGUCUAUAGAUGUUAAGAAAGGGGAUGUAGUGCAAAUUAUGAGUCAAGAUGAUAAUUGGCUUCAGGUAUUCUAUCGGGUAAACAGCGACUAUAACUCGGAUACGGAUGACACGAGAAUCUGCCGAUGGUUGUCUAUAGAUGUUAAAAAGGGAGAUGUAGUGCAAAUUAUGAGUCAAGAUGAUAAUUGGCUUCAGGCUAGAAAAGUAAACGAUUUGUCGCGAGUUGGCUAUCUUCCUGCAUCGCUAUCAAAAGAAAAGGUUGCAAUGCUAUGCCCAUUUGGCAGAAGAGUUCUUGUACUGCUUGGUGCCGUCGGGGUAGGACGUAGGACUCUGAAGUCGAUGCUCUUAAGAGCUGCGCCACAGUAUUUCGCUACUGUUGUUCCCUGCACAGAUGCGGAUGCUGUCCGAAUGGUAGUACGAAGUGGACGGAUGUGUGUGCUAGACUGUGCUCCACAAGCGCUUGCCCAUCUUUACAACGCUGAGUUCAUGCCUUUUGUUGUGCACAUCGUUCCCCCACAGCUAGAAGAGUUCCUACAAUUAGAGAAUUUGCGACAGCAUAAGCGACCGGUGGAUCAAUUAAGCAAAGUGAGAAUUUUCUUAAAUGUUUCUGUCCGGUUUUUCAGCAUUGUUCAUGUUCAUUUGUUGGCAAAAACGAUUUUUCCCCAUUAGAU